AUGGCGACGUCUAAUCUGUUAAAGAAUAAAGGUUCUCUUCAGUUUGAAGACAAAUGGGAUUUCAUGCGUCCAAUUGUUUUGAAGCUUUUACGCCAAGAGUCUGUUACAAAACAGCAGUGGUUUGAUCUGUUUUCGGAUGUGCAUGCGGUCUGUCUCUGGGAUGACAAAGGCCCAGCAAAAAUUCACCAGGCUUUAAAAGAAGAUAUUCUUGAGUUUAUUAAGCAAGCACAGGCACGAGUACUAAGCCAUCAAGAUGAUACAGCUUUGCUAAAAGCAUAUAUUGUAGAAUGGCGAAAGUUCUUUACACAAUGUGAUAUUUUACCGAAGCCUUUUUGUCAACUAGAGAUUACUUUAUUGGGUAAACAGGGCGGCAAUAAAAAAUCAAAUGUAGAAGAUGGUAUCGUUCGAAAGCUCAUGCUUGAUACAUGGAAUGAGUCCAUCUUUUCAAAUAUAAAAAACAGACUUCAGGAUAGUGCAAUGAAGCUGGUACAUGCUGAACGGUUAGGAGAAGCUUUUGAUUCCCAGCUGGUCAUUGGAGUAAGAGAAUCCUAUGUUAACCUUUGUUCUAAUCCUGAAGAUAAGCUUCAAAUUUAUAGGGACAAUUUUGAGAAGGCGUAUUUGGAUUCAACAGAGAGAUUUUAUAGAACACAGGCACCCUCAUAUUUACAACAAAAUGGUGUACAGAAUUAUAUGAAAUAUGCAGAUGCUAAAUUAAAAGAAGAAGAAAAACGAGCACUACGUUAUUUAGAAACAAGACGGGAGUGUAACUCUGUUGAAGCACUCAUGGAAUGCUGUGUAAAUGCCCUGGUGACAUCCUUUAAAGAAACUAUCUUAGCAGAAUGCCAAGGCAUGAUCAAGCGAAAUGAAACUGAAAAAUUACAUUUAAUGUUUUCAUUGAUGGACAAAGUUCCUAAUGGGAUAGAGCCAAUGUUGAAAGACUUGGAGGAACAUAUCAUUAGUGCUGGCCUUGCAGAUAUGGUAGCAGCUGCUGAAACUAUUACUACUGACUCUGAGAAAUAUGUUGAGCAGUUACUUACACUAUUCAAUAGAUUUAGUAAACUCGUCAAAGAAGCUUUUCAAGAUGAUCCCCGAUUUCUCACUGCAAGAGAUAAGGCAUAUAAAGCAGUUGUUAAUGAUGCUACCAUAUUUAAACUUGAAUUACCUUUGAAGCAGAAAGGGGUAGGAUUAAAAACUCAGCCUGAAUCAAAAUGCCCUGAGCUGCUUGCCAAUUACUGUGAUAUGUUGCUAAGAAAAACACCAUUAAGCAAAAAACUUACUUCUGAAGAAAUUGAAGCAAAACUUAAAGAAGUGCUCUUGGUACUCAAAUACGUGCAGAACAAAGACGUCUUUAUGAGAUACCACAAAGCUCACUUGACACGGCGUCUUAUAUUGGACAUCUCUGCUGACAGUGAGAUUGAAGAGAAUAUGGUUGAGUGGCUAAGAGAAGUUGGUAUGCCAGCAGACUAUGUAAACAAACUUGCAAGAAUGUUUCAGGACAUAAAAGUAUCUGAAGAUUUGAACCAAGCUUUUAAGGAAAUGCACAAAAAUAAUAAAUUGGCUUUACCAGCUGAUUCAGUUAAUAUAAAAAUUUUGAAUGCCGGUGCUUGGUCAAGAAGCUCUGAGAAAGUCUUUGUCUCACUUCCUACUGAACUGGAGGAUUUGAUACCUGAAGUAGAAGAAUUCUAUAAAAAAAAUCAUAGUGGUAGAAAAUUACAUUGGCAUCAUCUCAUGUCAAAUGGAAUUAUAACAUUUAAGAAUGAAGUAGGUCAAUAUGAUUUGGAGGUAACAACGUUUCAGCUGGCUGUGUUGUUUGCAUGGAACCAAAGACCCAGAGAGAAAAUCAGCUUUGAAAAUCUAAAACUCGCAACUGAACUCCCUGAUGCUGAGCUUAGAAGGACUUUAUGGUCUUUAGUAGCUUUCCCAAAGCUCAAACGGCAAGUUUUACUGUACGAACCUCAAGUCAACUCACCCAAAGACUUCACCGAAGGUACCCUCUUCUCAGUGAACCAGGAAUUCAGCUUAAUAAAAAAUGCAAAAGUUCAAAAAAGGGGUAAAAUCAACUUGAUUGGACGCUUGCAGCUCACUACAGAAAGAAUGAGAGAAGAAGAGAAUGAAGGAAUAGUUCAACUACGAAUACUAAGAACCCAGGAGGCUAUCAUACAAAUAAUGAAGAUGAGAAAGAAAAUUAGUAAUGCUCAGUUGCAGACUGAAUUAGUAGAAAUCUUGAAAAACAUGUUCUUGCCACAAAAGAAAAUGAUAAAAGAGCAAAUAGAAUGGCUAAUAGAGCACAAAUACAUCAGAAGAGAUGAAUCCGAUAUCAACACUUUCAUUUAUAUGGCAUAA
Messenger RNA from Pipistrellus nathusii (Nathusius's pipistrelle), 2343 nucleotides. NCBI's taxonomy places the organism in Eukaryota, Metazoa, Chordata, Mammalia, Chiroptera, Vespertilionidae. The record is from the annotation of a GenBank genome assembly.